AUGUUAAUUUUCAGCAUUUUCAUCACCCCACCACCAUAUCCAGGGUACACAUCUUGCCUAGGAUCGAUUACGAGAAAUCGCAGAGGAGAGACUACAUUCACGUCGUUCGGAGAGAGUAUCUCCAGACAACCUGGUAAGGCUGCUGCAUCAUACGCAUGA
Strongylus vulgaris is the source of this 159-nucleotide messenger RNA. NCBI's taxonomy places the organism in Eukaryota, Metazoa, Nematoda, Chromadorea, Rhabditida, Strongylidae. The record is from the annotation of a GenBank genome assembly.